AUGAGCGAUACGACUAAAAACACGAAUGUUUGGUUGUUCUACCCGAAUCUGAUCGGGUAUGGUCGUAUUAUAACGGCAUUCCUAUCGUUCGAGGCAAUGCCGUAUGCACCGUUGCGAUCAGCACUUUGGUAUGCGCUAAGUGCUCUGCUAGACGCAGUUGAUGGACAUAUCGCGAGAAUGUUCAAUCAGAGCGAUCACUUAAUACGGGUAUUUGUUGUUUUAUGUACACGUUUCGGUGCAAUGCUUGAUCAGCUGGUGGAUCGUUGUACGACACUGGCGAUGGUGAUGUGUCUGUGCGCAUUCUACCCAAAAUAUCUGUUCCUCUUUCAAUUAUCCGCCAUUAUCGACAUUGCUUCACACUGGUUGCACUUACAUGCCACUGAUCUUACCCAACAAACCACACACAAGGUGAUGGCGUCAAGCAAUCCCAUUCUGCAUCUCUACUAU
Messenger RNA from Anisakis simplex (herring worm), 447 nucleotides. NCBI's taxonomy places the organism in Eukaryota, Metazoa, Nematoda, Chromadorea, Rhabditida, Anisakidae. The record is from the annotation of a GenBank genome assembly.